GCCAGUCUUGAACAGGCAACGGCGAGGACAAGUUCAACUGGCGACACACUUGUUCCCCCCCCUUAUAUACUCGUGUGCCUCCCAUCUUUUUUAAUUUGACGCUGUGCGAUACGCUCUUUUUUCUUUCUUUCUUUCUCUAAAAUAGGCAACGGAUGGUUGCCUAGUUGCUCCCCCACGUCGCAGUCAGAUGUUGUCCGGUUGCCAUAGCUGGUGGUGUUGUGAGACUGUCUGUUUAUUGAAUUUCUCUCGUCCGCUGCUGUCGUCGUCAGUCCUAUCUCGUGACUGUUGACUGAAUCACGACAAUUUUUUUUUUUCCCCGAUUACUGAUGCUACCAUCGUUUGUUUUCUUCAUUUCGAAUGGAGCGAGUGAAAUUGUGCAUGUUCUAGCCCCGGUGCUUUCCAGUCCCAACGUAGUAGCCGUCACGACGACGUACGUUUGUUAUUGACAUUUACACACUAUCUCUGGCUAAUGCUAGGUUUAGAUAACUUGUGCCUGCUUUAGGAAAUGGAUCGUUCUUCUGCAGAACCUUCUCCUUCACAGCCCUCUUCACCUAACCUUUACACAUCCACGCCAAACAAAUUCAAGAUUGCUUCAUCGUCUACAGAGAGUGCCCAGGUGCCUCAGUCUGUUAUAGAUCGAGUUCAAUGUGGCAAUGAAACUCAACAACUUGACUGGCAGGGACCGGGGAAUGGAGAGUCUGCACCUUCUAGUAGUCCUGGAACGAUACCACCAGCACCUGGGUUUAUGGUGGCCAGAAAGGAAUCGUACAAGCUGCAGAGGAAAAACUACAGGUUCGAAAAGAAGAAGGCUACCAAUGAACUGUUGUGUUCCUUCAAAGACCCAGCUGUUGUUGUCUUGGCAGAUUGGCUCAAAGUUAGAGGAAUGCUCAAGAGUUGGACGAAACUGUGGUGCAUUCUGAAACCAGGUGUCAUCUUACUUUACAAAAGUGACAAGGCAAAGGACUGGGUUGGUACAAUACUCUUGAGUAUGUGCAAAUUGAUUGAACGUCCUUCGAAAAAAGACGGUUUCUGCUUCAAACUCUAUCAUCCAUUGGACCAAUCGAUAUGGGCGCCGAAAGGGCCCUUGGGAGAAACAAUUCCUGCUCCAAUUCAACCGCUGCCCACCUCUCACCUGAUUUUCCGAGUGUCUUCUCAAGGAGCUGGCAAAUGUUGGAUGGAUGCGCUGGAAUUAGCCUUGAAGUGCUCAUCGCUUUUAAUCCGUUCCAUGAGCACUCGAAGCACCAACAUUGGCGAAGGUCUCGUUUCGGACCUUGCGUCUGGCCAUCCCAUUUCCGGUGCUUCAGCCUCUCAGAGCGGCGAUCUCCACUGGAACGACUCGGAUUUUGAAAAGCAUUUCAAAGACCAGGAUUUCGACGAUACUAGUCAUACGGAUGAAAACGACAUUACCGAAGCUGAACGCCGCUCUGGCUCCGGGCUGGAUGUGGCAGAUUUCGCCACCGUUGGGCCUCGUCUUCCGCGCACACGACGCGAUUCCCAUCACUCCGAUUCGGAAUCAGAGGAAGACGAAUUGAGAUCACUCGACGAUUUCCCAGUCGAGACGCCGUACGUUGUCCAACAAGAAGAAGAGUUUGGCUCGACUGGAGAGUUGACGGAAGAAUUGGCCGAUGAUAACAAAAGUUUGAUUUGGUUUCUUGUCAAGCAAGUGCGCCCCGGAAUGGAUUUGUCCAAAGUGGUCUUACCAACGUUUAUUCUGGAACCGCGCUCAUUUCUUGACAAAUUGUCUGAUUAUUAUUACCACGCCGAUAUCCUGUCCAGAGCUGUUUUGGAAGACGAUCCUUUUACGCGGAUGAAAACAGUGGUUCAGUGGUACCUUUCCGGUUUCUACAAAAAGCCAAAAGGUCUCAAGAAACCUUACAAUCCCAUUCUGGGCGAGGUCUUUCGCUGUUGUUGGAAGCAUCCCAACGGCUCCACCACGUUCUACAUAGCCGAACAAGUGUCCCAUCACCCUCCCAUAUCAGCCCUUUACGUCACAAACCGUAAAGACGGGUUCACUCUAUCGGCCACCAUUCUGGCCAAAUCCAAAUUUUACGGAAAUUCAUUGUCGGCUCUGCUGGAUGGAUCGGCUCGGCUAACUUUAUUGCCGCGCGGUGAAGAUUACGUCAUCACCAUGCCUUACGCUCAUUGUAAGGGGAUUUUGCUCGGGACACUCACCAUGGAAAUGGGCGGCGAAGUCUACCUGAAAUGCGAAAAGACGGGCUACCGGGCCGAUUUGGAGUUUAAACUCAAGCCGAUGAUUGGUGGAGCGGAUUUUAUGAACUACGUGACGGGCAAGCUUCGACUGGGAAAAGAAACUUUGGCCACCAUAUCAGGCUAUUGGGACGACUGCAUUACGAUCGAAGACAAGCGAACGGGAGAGAAGCAAACGCUGUGGAAUCCGACGUCCGAAGUCAGGGCCACCAGACUCAAACGCUGGACGGUGGCCAGCGAGGAGCAACUCGCCUACGAAUCGGACAAACUCUGGAGCAAAGUGGCAUCCGCUAUUCGUCAAGAAAAUCAGGAAUUGGCCACGAACGAGAAGACGAUUUUGGAAGAGGCUCAAAGGAACGCCACCAAAUUGCGGAUAUCUCAGAACGAGACGUGGAUGCCUCGCUGCUUCGAGCUGGACCCGGUGACGGAUUCGUGGCAUUACCGUCACGCCGACGUCCGCCCCUGGGAUCAGCGCAACGACGUUGUCCAGUACGAGAGUAAUUUCGUCAUCGCCACCAAAACUCGGCACCGAACUCCCAUGAUUCGCGAGGCCAGCAUAGUCAGCGUCGAGAGACAAACGGAAUCGAUCCGGCAACAGUUAGUCCUGUCGUCGCCCAAUGGGCCCGAAUUCCGGAAGCCGUUGAGCGAAGCCAACGUCAACGGGGCGAGUGUCAUCCGGCGGAGGAAUGCCGACGGAAGCAUCAGUUCCUCCGCCGAAGGCGAUCUAUUGCAUAGCUCGGAAGAAGACAAUCGCUUGAAAGCGGAUAAACGUCAAUUGCGGAGUGGUUUAACCAGCUGGAAUCACGUGCUGCAGUACCUGGAAGAGUCGCACCGGGAAACGCAGGAUCGAUUGACCCGGAUCCAGACGAGCAUUCAGUCGAUGGUGUUGCAACAACACCAGACGUUGGGUCCAAAGAAGAUGAUGCGCGGCUCGUCGUCGCGUGACCUUUACCUGGUCGUUCUAGUGCUGGUCCUCUGCCAGGUGGUUCUCUGGUUGUACUGGAAGAAAUGAUCCCCACCCACCCACCAACCCUACCCCUCCCUUAUUACCUUCAAGUUUCGAAACAUUUUGUGUUUGCAACAACGCCAUAACCUCACCCGUAUGUUAAGAAAUCUCUGUGCCGGCAAGCGGGAAAAAAACAAAUGAGUCGUCUCUUUGCUAGUACGAAACAAACAAAAAUAUGAGGCAAUAGUAAUGGUGAAGUAACGAGUGCUAGUCGGUCCCCCCUUGUCCUCCACCCACUCACCCCGAAAUGCGUUCUAUACCCCUCCACACUAAAAAAAAGAAAAAAGAAAGAAAACAAUUAAUAAUAAUUUUUCUGUUUUGUUUGAUAGUGAUGUGAACUACUGGAGCAAAAGCAUUCCUUCCAUGUUCUAUUUAUCCAGAUAUUUAUGAGACAUUUAUUUAGUAUGACCUCAUGGCAUGGGAGACUUGUGUGUGUGUGUGUUUGUGAUGCAACAGGGAUUUUUUUUAAAAAGGGCGGAAACACACAACCAAACAGGGACUCGCAGCCGAAGGGAUAGUUAUAUAGAAAAGAGAUCAAGUGCCAUGACAUUUGAGAGAGAAUAUGAUGUGCCGUCUUGACAUUCCUCCUCUUCCAUUGAUUAUAUAUCUUUCGACUUUGCUUAUUUGCCACUCUCUCUCUACUUCGCUUCGAAUUUUUCCUCCCUCUCAUCUUUUCUCUUCAAGUCGAAAAUAUAAAACCUUUUUUCCUAUUUCCCUUUCGUCUUCUGAUCCAUCGUGCCGAUUUUUACUCGUUCGCCUCCGUCAAUGCGAAAUUGUCCAUUUCCCAAUGAUAUACUGUGUUACACAAUUGUGUGGCAAGAUCUGCGUCAAUUGUCUCCUUUUUCUUCAAUUAUAAAGCGAUAUCUUCUCAAUACACGUCAACGUGUCCCCCUCUUAAA
Daphnia pulicaria is the source of this 4113-nucleotide messenger RNA. RefSeq names its product oxysterol-binding protein-related protein 8-like (gene Orp8). The record is from RefSeq and is a predicted model, not a curated record. Bases 506 to 3220 code for a protein of 904 amino acids. The transcript is spliced from 12 exons. Gene Ontology annotation, molecular function: cholesterol binding. Gene Ontology annotation, cellular component: intracellular membrane-bounded organelle; cytosol; membrane. NCBI's taxonomy places the organism in Eukaryota, Metazoa, Arthropoda, Branchiopoda, Diplostraca, Daphniidae.